Messenger RNA from Trichomonas vaginalis G3, 1710 nucleotides. RefSeq lists its product as uncharacterized. The record is from RefSeq and is a predicted model, not a curated record. The coding region runs from base 1 to 1710 and encodes 569 amino acids. NCBI's taxonomy places the organism in Eukaryota, Parabasalia, Trichomonadida, Trichomonadidae. The transcript has a single exon.
AUGAGCGAAACCACAGAUAAAGGAGGGGCUCCCCUCGACCCAAAAACGCAGCAAAUGCUUAUUAACUUGCUAACAGCAUCUCUAAAAGAAAAUAAAGGCAUCAAUUUCAAAGGUUUCGCUGAUUUAGAAUCUGCAGAGGCAACAAUCAACCAGCUCAUACAGGCCGAAACCGAAAAAUUAAAUGCGUUGAUUCAAAAGAAUUCAGAAAUUCUUCAAGAAACAGAAAAAACAGAAAAAUUCUACGAGGAAAAAAUGGAAUUAUAUAAUGAAGGUUUCAAAAAGAUGGUUCAAGAGAAAGAAAUGCUCCGCGAAACUAAAGAACAGAAAAUGGGAGAAUAUGAGACAUCAAUACGAGAAUUAGAGAAUAGAAAUAAACAACUAGACACCGAAAUAGAAAAUUUGCGUACUGAAAUUACAAAAAUGCGUGAAGAAAACAAAUCAGCACGAUUACAAGGCGUUUGGUUACCUAAAGCGAAUAAUACAAUAACAGACGUCUCUGAUUUCUUACGCCGCGUUCCAGACAAAGCAGAAGCAUUACAAGAAGCUGUUAGACUCAACGAAGACCUCGUCAGAUUUGGAUCUCAGCAAGUUAAAUCUCAAAUUUCAUAUCCAUUGAUUUCCAAACACGUUGAUUAUAGAAAUCUUGUUAAGAUACAACCUAAACAGCAAUCCCAAUACCAGCAGCCAAUCCAGUCCACUCAAACUAUUCCUCAACAACAAUAUUCUUAUUCUCAAACUCGAGCAUAUACAGAACAGGUACAGCAACAGCAAGCAAUCAUGUCGAUGAUGUCACAGCAACCCAUGCAAUCCAUUCAACAGUUACAACAAAUUCAAAUUCCACAACAAUUCAUGCCAAGACAGAAAUCUCAGCCAAUUGUGCCUCAACAGCCUCCAAUGCCACGACAGUCUUCACAGCCAUCAGCUACGAUCAUGCCUUCUCAAGUACAAGCUCAAAUUCAAAAAAGAAAGGAUAUUCAAAUACCACAAAAGCCGAAAACGAUACCAAAGCACAACCAGAUUAACUUUAACAUACCAAGCCAGUCAAUUCAAGCUCAAUAUCAUGAUCAAAAUCCACAAAACAUUUAUUUGCAGCAACAGAACUACCAGGCCCUACAACAAAUGUCGCAGAUGCUUAUGCAGCCACCUCCGAGUAUUAAUACCCCACUUAAUUUGCCAAUUCAGUCUUCAAGUUCAAUUACUGCAAGUCCCAUCAAUACUUCCAUUAUUUCCCAGCCAAUUAAGCCUCCUAUGCAGUCUUACCAGCCAAUACAGCUCCCAACUUCCCACGUAGCGGCUCCUCAGCCUGUAAUGGUCAAUCAGCCAGAAGUUCAAAAAGUGACAAUUCAACCGGCCAUUAUCAAGAAGUCCGUGAAUUUGCAGCCGUUCCAUCCCUUGCAGUCACAGACCACAAAUCCGAUCUCUACGCCUCAAAGUCAAAAGAGUUCGGAUAAAUCAAUCUUGAAUUCGAUCAUAACGCCAGCUGUAUCGACAACUCCGAGCGCGUUCUCUGUAUUGACUAAUAUCCCAUCUGCUUCUACUCCAUCUGUACCUCCAGCGCCAACAAUUCAGGUUAUUCAGUCAACAAGUCCAAUUAAGGUUUACACGACACAGCCGCCAGCUGUCGUUGUGCAGAUUAACAAUGAAGCUCCUGCAAUUGUUAAAUCAACAGAACUUCAGAAAGUAUUAGUUCACAAAAACGCUUCUAACUAG